GCCAAGGCCGUAUUGGUAUAGAUGGUUGCAGCGUGAUUGAUUUUGAUUGUUUGAUUGAUGUGAUGCGACGAGUAUCAUGGAUGAGAAUACUUACGAUAGCAUAAUUGGUAAACACAGUUGCCUGCAAAGUUUAAAUGUCAAUCAGACCGACCGUCCACCAAGCGCCUGUGGCCAAGUGGCUAUGGUCCUCGCAUAUUACCUAGAGGAGCCGAGUUCGAAUCUCGGAACGGCGAGCUUCUCUCAUGAGCUCCGACGUCUAAUUGGACGGUUUUACUCAGUAACGAGGCGCCAGAACACCCGUGCGUCUCGCCCGUGUCCGGAGCCGUGUUCGAGCGCCGCCUCAUCGAGAAAUACAUCACCGAUAAUGGCGUCGAUCCGGUGGCCAACAAGCCGCUCUCGGCAGACGACCUCAUCGAUAUCAAAGUGUCGGCGCUGGUGAAGCCCAAGGCGCCGUCGGCCACCAGUAUCCCGGCCAUCCUCAAGUCGCUGCAGGACGAGUGGGACGCCGUGAUGCUGCACAGCUUCACACUGCGGCAGCAGCUGCAGACCGCCCGUCAGGAGCUCAGUCACGCGCUCUACCAGCACGACGCCGCCUGCCGCGUCAUCGCGCGCCUCACCAAGGAGGUGACUGCCGCCCGCGAGGCGCUGGCCACGCUCAAACCGCAGGCGGGCGUGCCGUCGGCGGCGGCGGCGGCGGUGGCGGUGGGCGCGCACACACCCCAGCCGGCGGCGGCUGUCGACACGGCCGCCAAGCCCGAGCAGGCGCAGCCGGAGGCCGGCAUGACGGCCGAGGUCAUCAAGCAGCUGCAGGACAAGGCCACGGUGCUGACGCAGGAGCGGAAGAAGCGCGGCAAGACGGUGCCAGAGGACCUGGUGACGCCGGAGACCCUGCGCAGCUACAGGACAGUCAGCAGCAACCCGGGUCUGCACAGCGCCUCUGUGCCGGGUAUCCUGUCUUUGGACGUGCACCAGGAGGACACCAGCAAGAUUGUCACGGCCGGCAGCGACCGAAACUGCACCGUCUUCAACAAGGACACCGAACAGGUGGUCUGCAUACUCAAGGGUCACACCAAGAAGGUCACAAAGGUCAUCUAUCAUCCGGAGGAGGACACGGUACUCAGCGCCUCCCCGGACGCCACGAUCCGCGUGUGGAACGUGCCCACCUCCCAGACCGUGCAGCUGAUCCGCGCUCACGACGGCCCCGUGACCGGUCUGUCACUGCACGCCACCGGAGACUACGUGCUCAGCUGCUCUAGCGACGAGAACUGGGCCUUCACCGACGUGCGAACCGGCCGCGUGCUCACCAAGGUGGCUGACAACAGCUCCAGCGGCUUCACCACCGCUCAGUUCCAUCCGGACGGUCUCAUCUUUGGCACUGGCACCUCCGGCUCGCAGAUCAAAAUCUGGGAUCUCAAGGAGCGCAGCAACGUCGCCAACUUCCCCAGUCACUCGGGCCCUAUCACGGCCAUCUCGUUCUCUGAGAACGGCUACUACCUGGCCACAUCGACCGAUGACUCGUCCGUCAAACUGUGGGAUCUGCGCAAACUGAAAAACUUCAAGACGAUCCAGCUGGACGAUGGUUACGAGGUGAAGGAUCUGUGCUUCGACCAGAGCGGAACCUACCUGGCCGUGGCAGGAACCGACGUCAGGGUGUACAUGUGCAAGCAGUGGCUGGAGCUGGUGACGUUCACCGACCACACGGCACUGGCCACCGGCGUGCGGUUCGGUCAGCACGGUUCCUACAUCGCCUCCGCCAGCAUGGACCGCACGCUCAAGGUGUACUCCAUCUAGUGACACCUGUCGGCGCUGGCGGUAACUAAAACUUCCUGCUGCGGCCGGCUGGGGGUGAGGCGGCUGAAGGCCGGUUUACAAAGGCAAGGCACGACGUGACUGAGCGCAGUUCAUGUCGAUGUAAUCUAUGCUGUGGUUUAAUGGACUCCUAAAAGGGCCUGAAAUUGAUUUGCUGGCCUGGCAGUGGUAAAAAAGUGCGGCAUUCUUGAGCCGCCGAAGGGGCUCUAUGAAUUGCUCAGAGAUGGGUGUAGUCAAAGCAUGAAACUGAAGCUCUGCGUUUGCUACCUACCAGCAACAGCAGUCUGAAUGUUUUCUGAGGCACAUGUACGAUGCCGAUCCAUCCAAUUUCGCUUAAAAUUUUGGGUACCUGAAAAGGCUGGUUUUCAUCUCUACUACCCAAGGCUCUAAGUUUCCGUCGCUCACAUUAAUGAACUCCAGUUCGCGGCUGAACUAGCCCGGUCCUCUUACCGGACAAUUUUCAUGAGGGUUCCAUCAUUCCGAGAGACCCCCUGGUUCUCUUGGCUGUGUGUGGGAGCGGCUGAUGUGCAUACUUCACUGAAGAGCGGUGAAUGAGUGCGUGUGAGUGUCUGUGACAGAAGUGGAUAAAUGUGUACGCGGACAGUGAGAUGGAAACUGGUGGAGACAGAUCGCUUGUGAACAGUUUUGCCGAGUGGUCUGACGUGCGGCGGGUGUCAUUUUUCAUCACAAUACAUCAGGAAAGAUGCGAUAA
This is a messenger RNA of Amphibalanus amphitrite, 2521 nucleotides long. Its product is annotated as pre-mRNA-processing factor 19-like. The coding region runs from base 511 to 1791 and encodes 426 amino acids. Gene Ontology annotation, cellular component: U2-type catalytic step 1 spliceosome; Prp19 complex; cytoplasm. Gene Ontology annotation, biological process: protein ubiquitination; mRNA splicing, via spliceosome; DNA repair. NCBI's taxonomy places the organism in Eukaryota, Metazoa, Arthropoda, Thecostraca, Balanomorpha, Balanidae. The transcript is spliced from 8 exons. The record is from RefSeq and is a predicted model, not a curated record. Gene Ontology annotation, molecular function: protein binding; ubiquitin protein ligase activity.